Molecule: messenger RNA, 1513 nt
Organism: Syzygium oleosum
Lineage: Eukaryota; Viridiplantae; Streptophyta; Magnoliopsida; Myrtales; Myrtaceae
Product: transcriptional activator ptaB-like
Exons: 6
Coding region: 190-1332 (380 amino acids)
Source: RefSeq, a predicted model, not a curated record
UUGAGUCGAAGUUCAGCCCUUUCUCUCAAAAAUCAACGUCAGAACUUCUCUCUCUUAACAUUAAAAGGGAGUGGGAAUAAUUCUCAAUCUUAGCACGACCAACUCUCGCUAUAUAAGAGCUCUCUCUCCACCCUCGUGCAUUCGUAUAUUCUCCAUUUGUCUCUCUCGAUCUCGAUCGAGAUUGCUCCAAUGGGAAACCCUGAAGCAGAGUCUUCUAAUAUCCACCAAGACCAAGCAGGUAACAAUGUCCAAAUUCAGUAUAUGGUCCCGGUAUCGUACGAUGAUCAUAGCAACGGCCCGGCUUACUACCAUCCGAACCCGCAACUCGACCAGUCGUAUCAGGCCCUCCAAUCCGGCGACGACAACGGCCCGAAUCCACAAUACCAGCAAAACGACGCUGCAAAUAACCAGCAGCAGCAGCAACAGUUCCAACCACCUCCAAGAAGCAGCAGCGUUGGCCAUGUGCAGAACGCGCCGCCGCAAUUCAACCAGCUCUAUGCCGCAGCACCGCCGCCUCAGCCCAUGGCACAGUUCCCGCCUCAAAGCCCUCAAAUGAACCCAGCCUAUGCAAAUCAGGGGCCUUAUCCGCAGCAGCAGCAGCCAUCCUACCCUCCAACUGUGGCAACGCCCCAACAAUAUCCUCUUCCUCAACAGCAACCGCAACAUGCUCAACAGAGCGCAGCCCAGCCUUACCCUCCGAACUUGCCACCGACAAAGCCGUCUUUUCCUUCGCCGGCUUUUCAACAACAGCCAGCUACUCAGCCUGUGCAGUUCCAACCGCCGGCAGGGGGGGAAGUGCAGUACGCCACGGUGCCACCUCCACUUAUCAAGCAGGGAGUCCAGGGGAACAACGGCGCAGCGCAGGGCAUUCCAGUUCAGGCAAACAUGAUCGGCGCCGUCAACACUGAAGGUUGGAGCACGGGGCUGUUUGAUUGCAUGGACGACCCCAUGAACGCUGCUGUUACGUUCUUCUUCCCAUUCUUGACCUUCGGCCAAAUUGCAGAGAUCAUCGACGGCGGCACAACCUCUUGUGCGAUGGGUGGAUUGAUGUACGUGCUGGUCAGUGCCUUCACCGGGAUGCCGUGGAUCUACACGUGCACGUACCGAUCGAAGCUCAGGAGCAAGUUUGGGCUUGUGGAGUCGCCUGCGCAGGAUUGGAUCGUCCACUUCCUGUGCGAGCCCUGUGCUCUUUGCCAAGAGUACAGAGAACUUAACCGCCGAGGCUUGGACCCCUCCAUUGGAUGGUCGGGCAACGUUCAAAAACAACAUCAGAUGCAGCAGCAGCCACAGGUUGCUAUGAUGCCCCCGACGAAUCAAACAAUGAUGGCUUGAUGAGUCGUGAUGCUUUAAAUGCGUUCAUGUCCAAUAUUAUUGUGUCGUCUUUUGAGUUUUUUUUUUUUUAAGGUUGUCCUACCAAUAAAAAAAUGUUUCUAAAUCAAGGAUGUGGUGCUCUUCACAUUUUAAUAAUUUAAGGUAUGGUAUGCCGUUAUAAUGGAAUGGUUGAAUUAACCAA